Molecule: messenger RNA, 837 nt
Organism: Miscanthus lutarioriparius
Lineage: Eukaryota; Viridiplantae; Streptophyta; Magnoliopsida; Poales; Poaceae
Source: the annotation of a GenBank genome assembly
AUGCCGCCCCACCGUGCCGGAGGGGCCGCAGGCGGCGGUGACACGAGCGCGUUCUUCGCGGCGACGCUAGUGCUCUUGGCUGUGUCUGUGGGGUUCGAGAUCGGCGUGCGGGGGCGACGCGAGCUUGCGCCCGUGGCCGCCGGCUUCGCCUUCUUCCAGGCCGCCAACGCCGCGGUCCGCGGCUCGGUCUCCCGCGACCCGCUCUUCGUCAACACCGCCGUAUCGCUCCUCCACUCCUCCCUCACCUCCGUCUCCGUUAUCUUUGUUCUUGUCCAUCAAUGGCGUAAUAAGGGCCUUGAGAACAUGUUUGAGCAUGAAGAACUAUUUGGUGGCAGUUGGAUUGGAGCAUAUUCUGCUCUGUGCUUUUCUUGUGGCUACUUUGCCUAUGACCAACUGGACAUGCUCCGUUACCGACUGUACAGUGGAUGGAUUCCUGGAAUUCUCAUGCAUCACUUGAUCCUACUCAUUUGCUUUACACUAGCUCUGUAUAGGAAUGUCACAAUCAACUACCUAAUUCUCUCCCUUGUAUGCGAGCUGCACUCCAUAUUUUUGCAUGUAAGGAAAGUGAGGCGGAUGGUUGGAUUUCUGGAUUUCAACAGAACAAUGGUGAAGCUGGAAUGGGUACUCAACUGGACUACCUUUGUGACAGCAAGGGUGAUAUGCCAUAUCUUGAUUACUUAUAAGCUCAUCGCUGAUGCCCACAAAUUUGGGAAGGGCAUUGAGCUUCCUCUAGCUCUUCUUGGUAUGGCAGGAAUGAAUCUGCUCAACAUAUUUCUAGGGCUCGAUCUACUUAAAGCAUUCACACGAGAAAGAAAUCAGCAGAACCAUCAGGAUUGA